Messenger RNA from Ochlerotatus camptorhynchus, 1517 nucleotides. RefSeq names its product aladin-like. Lineage: Eukaryota; Metazoa; Arthropoda; Insecta; Diptera; Culicidae. The coding region runs from base 78 to 1517 and encodes 479 amino acids. Gene Ontology annotation, cellular component: nuclear pore. Gene Ontology annotation, biological process: nucleocytoplasmic transport. The transcript is spliced from 3 exons. Gene Ontology annotation, molecular function: protein binding. The record is from RefSeq and is a predicted model, not a curated record.
GCCGGCGUGUAGAUGCACAUUGUUCGACAUUAUUUUCGGGUCUAAAUUGGUAUUUAAUUAGUGAUUCGAUUUCCGUAAUGGCUGCUUUGGACACAUUCCCGAAUCUCCCCCAGCCCGGAGAGAUAUCAAUCUGCGAACGCAAUGGUCGGAUAUGCACACUACCGAUCAACGAAGUGGAUGCAUCCAGCUCUUGCAACCAACUGGCGGGAUAUCCCGAAAUCAACAUUGGACGUGAAUUAUUCCACCAUGCUGCUGUCCACCUGCGCGAAAAUCACCGCACUCUGAUGGUACCGGUCAACGAAACCCUGAUCAAACGUAUUACUCGCACAUUUUUCGAGGAAGGAGCCGUCGAAGCCCUUAACGAAGCAGCAAAUAUCGAUAGCCAUCAGUACAAUCCGAUAGUCGGUUCUCUGUCUCGUUACCUUUUGACGCUAAUCGGGGUUGGAAACCGAGUGAAGUUCUUUUUCAAACCCCAUCUGAAGGAGCAAGGCGUUCAUUGCGUUGGAAAGUAUACGCAAACCAAGGAUUGGUCAAAAAGUGCGAUCCGUUGCAUUCGGUGGCAUUCGAAUUGUUUUAAAGUCGCCAUCGCCGCAUCGGACGACAGCAUUCGGGUGUACAGCGAUGAACCAACCAUUGUUCCUGUUUUGAAAAGUGGUCUGCAGAAGUCGGUUACCUCAUUGGCGUGGCGUCCUUUAACGGCAGGGGAACUAGCUGUGGGUUGCCAAAAUGGCACUCUAGUGUGGAAUGUUGAUCCUAACAGUCUGAUUACGAGACCGCUUUCGCAGGCUAUACAGUUAAGAUAUGGAAACCAUUUUCCUGUGACUUCGGUGGAGUGGAGCCCCAAUGGAUGCCUGUUGGCAACGGCCAGCAUUAAUGAUUCCGAUGUACUCAUUUGGGACGUCGAUCAAAAUAGACAAGUUCCGCUGCGUCGAGUGGGCCCACCGUGUGCCUUGCUGAAGUGGUGUCCAACGGGAUCUCGAUUGUGUUCCACUACAGUGUCAAAUGUAUUCCGAGUUUGGCAAACCGACAAAUGGACACCCGAUCGUUGGACGGUCAAUCAUGGAACUAUUCAGUCAGUGGUGUGGUCUCGAACUGGAUCUCAUCUAUUGUUUGUUACGACCGAUGAUUGCUUUCUGUAUAGUUUGGGAUUUGUUGAAGAUGAAGUGUUCACGUCUACCAUGAUGCCUAAAUCGGCACUGCCUAUUGCAGAUCUAUCGAAAAUAUCCAUCGGUGAAGCGGAGGUUGGAGGUCACCCCCAAGCGCUUGCUUGGUGUCCGCAAAACCAAUAUCUGGCCGUAACUUUCAAAGAAACACCGGCAAUUGCCAUAUUUAACACUGUAGUCCAUCGCUGUCAGCUGAACAUUACACCAUUGUGCUUCAUCACCGGCAUCGGAAUCGAGAGCGCAUCCUGCAUAAGCUUCCAGGAAAAUCCAGGACGUCGAUCUAGCGAUAAAAUGAAAACUGUUCUAACCAUUGGGUGGUCCAGUGGAAGAAUACAAUAUUUCCCGUUUGUUUAA